Vitrella brassicaformis is the source of this 1792-nucleotide messenger RNA. The record is from the annotation of a GenBank genome assembly. Lineage: Eukaryota; Vitrellaceae.
AUUCCGUUCACAGCAGGCCAGGCCAUACGACCCAUGAAUGGAUAGACACACACAGACCUUCAUCCAUCUGCUCAUCGCCGCACCGGCAUGCAUCCCCUUUCUCAACCAAAAGCUGUUCAUCGGGCAUCUCAAGCGUCGAAUCCAUGAGAUGUCGCGCGACAUCGAAUUGGCAUCGCACUGCUCACCACACACCGAUCUCACCACGCCACUUUGGAGAGUUUGGUUGAGUUCAAGAAGCGCUUCCACUGUGCUGGCUCGCCCCAGAUGUCAGCGGUGAGCGGCCACAGCAGAGGCAAAGCUUUCUCGUCAAUGGUGCCGCUCAAAUCGAUGUACUUGAACCCUGCAGACAGUCAGACAGACAGAAAGACAGACAGACAGACAGACCGAGAUAUGUAUGCAAAGCCUGUCCAUGUCUCACCUCCAGCGAUCUUGUCCCAGUCUUCAAGCGUCCUGAGGGGUUUCCCGUGGAGCGUCCCACGACGCCAGUCCAGCCCAGUGGCCUCCGCGACUGUCUUGCUGGCCCUGGCCGUGUCGACUGCAUCCGCAACCAUCUCCGAAAGACUGCGCUUGUAAGUUGAGAAAGGGUCAAGAUUCUUGUCCGGCUUCAGGUAGGGAAACAGAUAUCCGAACACCUUCUCCCUCAGCUUGAGGACGCCGUUCGUGUCCCGCUUGGCGCUCUCGGCUGUGAAGCGCACAUUGGCCUGAGCGUCUCCUUCCCCAGUCAUGCUUCUGUCGUUGCAAUUCGCACUGCCCACAUGCGCAUAUCUGCAAACAAAGACAAAGAGAGAGACGACAGACAGACGGCAAUCGAGACGCACCAAUCCCCAAUUACAGCCAUACCUGUCGUCGACGAGGAGCAUUUUGCUGUGGACGUAUGUGGUAUAGGCGACGGUCCCUGCACUGCCAGAAGGCAGGUUGGCCACCCUGCCGUGGAAAUAGACUGAGAAGUAUUUCUUCAGUGGCUCAUGGAUGUUGUUCUCGCUCCUAUAGCGUUCAAGGCAAGGUACGAGGCCGCAUUCGCCGAACAAAGACAUGAGCACCGCGUAGAGGGCCAUUGUUGGUUGCGGCUGCCGGGUCAGUCAUAUAUAUACAUAGAAGAGGCGUGCACACGGAUCAUAUUUCCAUUGUGUGUGUGUUUUUUUCUUUUUUUGUGGUAUGGAUGCUGUACUUCAUACCCCGAUUGGCACGGAUAGCACAAAGGAGAAAUCCUCAUUAUCUCUCAUGGCAUUGGUGACGCGAGCGAAGAUGGCGGCCGGCACCUUGUUUUUCGGAUGGAACUGAACAGAGAGACAGACAGACGGCAAUGGAGACGCACCAAUCCCCCAAGUACAGUACCUUGGGGUCUUUGGAGUUUUUAGCGCAUCUUAUGUAGCUUGUCGGGAGUCCAACGUAAAACUGUGUUUCGAGGUAGACGUAGCGCUCUGCUUCGCGAAUCAAUCUGUCGUAAUCGUCCUGCGCAGACGCAAGACAGGCCCAUGAGCAUGCUCGACUCUCUUUCUCCCGCUCCCCUCACCAUGAUGCUGGUGACGGUGACAGAUUCAGGCGUUUUCAAAAAAUAUCUCGUUCCCGAGAGCAGGACUUGGCACGUUCCGUUGAAACCUCUGUGUUUCUGCAGGUGCGGCGUAAAGUCAACGUCCGGCGCGGUAUAGUUCCAGGGCGGCAUGUAUUCUUCCUCGCACAUUUCUCCCAUGUCUUGCUCAAUUCGGCAUCGACGACCUUCCGGAAGAAGCCCAUCACUCGGCUCCUCCAAUUCUUUCUUUGUUCAUUGUAGAUUUUACACCCUUCUUGCCAU